AAAGGGUUAAAAGGGGCUCCACUUUAGAUCUAUAAAUAUCAAGAUCUACAAUUGGUGGAUCAAUGAUGACUGUGCUGCUAUAGCAACAAGACAAAGAGAAGCGAGGAUGAACAACAUGGGACCUGAAUGGCCAAGCACCCUUUAUAUCAAAGGAAUUACACAUCUCUUGGAAAUGAAGUGUAGGCCUCUUAAGGAUGCAUUAAAUGCCAUUUGAGCAGAUUUCUUCAUCUGAAGAGGAGGUGUGGCAUGGAUCGGACCAAAACGCAGCGUGGUUGAACUCCACUGUAGAAUGCAUUCCCUACCACCUCCAGCUCUCUCCAGAGAACAGCUUCCAGCUCAUCCAACAGUAUCCUCCCUCUCCGCUUUGAGCCUUAUAUUAUCUUACAGGAAGUAAAUUAGAGACUCUACUAUCUGUCACACAGGUUUACUGUGUAAUUACAUCCAAGAGUCAAACAAUUAGCAUAACACUGACUUUCAGAAGAAAAAAUCACCGCAUUUGUACUCCUUGACAUUAUCCACCUCAUGUACGAUAUUGUGGCUGACUGUUCAGACAAUGUUCCCACCUGCUAUCUGAUAAAUGAUGCCUGUGUCCUCAGUGGCAAGUGCCUAGUAUCUGCCAGUGCCCUGAGAAUGGAGGGCCAGUUGACAGUGUAUAACUACCGUGGAGGCCCCUGCUACAGGUGUUUGUACCCAAAGCCUCCACUCCCGGAGAAAGUGACCAACUGCUCUGACGGAGGGGUACUAGGAGUAGUACCAGGGAUCAUGGGAUGCUGCUUCAAAGCGUUGGAGGUCCUGAAGAUCGCCUCAGGACAGGACUCUUCCUGUGGCCAACAGCUGUUGAUGUUUGACGCCCAGGAUGCCAAGUUCCGGUCCAUCAGGCUGCGGACCAAGCAGGCCAGCUGUGCUGUGUGGAGAGAGAACCCCCACUGUCACACACUUAGUGGACUAUGAGAAGUUCUGUGGGUCUACUGCCACAGAUAAGGUCAGGGGUUACUGAAAAGAGGGCACUGUGGGCAAAGCAUUGGUCUUGCAUAUUCAUUGUUAAGGGGUUAGCAUUUUAAAGUAAAGGGGAUUUUAAAUUACGUCUGAAUUGGCAAACGUGUUAUCACUCACCUUUAAACCCCUUAGUAAAUACACAUAGCGCACGGAAUGUAGAGCCAGGAAAAUGUGCUCAUUAUCUAUAAUUCAGAUAAAUAGCAGAGAUAUACGCUGUAUGUCAAAGGAGUUUUCUGUACUUUACUGGAAUA
Messenger RNA from Oncorhynchus masou masou (cherry salmon), 1247 nucleotides. RefSeq names its product adenylyltransferase and sulfurtransferase MOCS3-like. The transcript is spliced from 6 exons. The record is from RefSeq and is a predicted model, not a curated record. The coding region runs from base 523 to 951 and encodes 142 amino acids. Gene Ontology annotation, molecular function: ubiquitin-like modifier activating enzyme activity. Lineage: Eukaryota; Metazoa; Chordata; Actinopteri; Salmoniformes; Salmonidae.